UGAUUUCCGCAGGCUUAGACCGGGGAAAGUUGUUUCCUGAAGUUGACACUGCGCUGAUCAUUUCCACACUGAACUCCCGCUGCUCGUCCACAAUGGCUGCCGCAGCUCUCUGGGACUCUUCAUAGACGGUCCCCCGCCGGUGAGCUCCUGUCUGACGAGAGGAUGAGCUCCGAGGGUGAACACUCAGAGGCCGGCCUGCAGGCCCAGCUAGCCGAGUGCCGAGCUCAGGUCAAACACUGGGAGGGUGUGGCGACGAUCUGUGAACUGAGCAAACAGGAGGAACUAGCAGAGCUUCAAAAACAAUGUGAUCAAGAGAUCCAGUCUCUGCAGGAGGCUCUCAGAGAGACAGCAGCGCAGUACGAGGCCAGAAUAGCAGUUCUUCAGUCUCAGCCUGUGGAGUGGAAGAGAGCCAGUGGACAGUCUGUGACCAGUGGAAGGAGAGCCAGGAUGGAUGCAGAAGUCGCCAGCAAUGACUCCCGAUCCCCGAUCACCAACAGCCAGACAGAGGCCGAGGCCACGGCAUCGACAGACAGGAGGCACAACCAACCAGCGGAGCUCGAGGCGGCGGAGGGAGAAGGGACAGCACUUACGGCAGAAGGGUAUUUUUCAUUGCGACACUGCGACUCGGCCUCGUUGUCCUCCUUCUCCUUAGACACGCCCUCUCUGCCCAGAAAACUCCACGCUCAGGACGACACCGACUCUCUGGUCUCCACAGGAACUUUGGUGCCUGAAGCCAUCUACCUGCCGCCAGCUGGACACCGGCUGGUCACGCACAGCGACUGGGAUGCACUCAAUGCUCAGGUGUCAGAGCUGCGAGGGGAGGUGAGUCGGCUGGAGGCUGAGAAGGAGGAGCUGGAGAGAGAACUGGAUACACAGACGAACCACACACACAAACAGGUAUCAAUGCUCCAGUCUCAGGUCCACACUUCCGAGGCCCUACUCCAGGAUUUACAGAAGUCUUUUAGCCAAUCACAGAAUGCAGUCCAGAGUCGGCUGGCAGAAUUAUCAUUUUCCCAGAGGAAGAUGUGCAGUGAGCUGUCCAGACUGAAAGGAGAGGAGGUUGAGGAUGAGGGACCAGAGUCCAGCUCAUCAUUCCCACCAACACUUCAGGGGGCGCACUGUGAGGAGCGUCUUCGCAUUGAGAUUGUCAACCUGAGGGAGCAGCUGGACACCCGGACAGAGGAGAAUGAGGUUUUAGAAGUGCAGCUGUCCAGUCUGAAGACAGAGACAGAGAGGAUCCAGGCCCAGAAGGACCAGUUGCAGGCUGAACUGCUGGCCUGCCGCACUGAACUGGAAGCCCUGCGGGUGGCACUCUCUCAUGUGCAGAGCACCAACAAGGCCCUCAGUAGUGAUAAAGCGGCGCUGCAGCAGCAGUGUCUGGAGCUGCGUAGCCAAGUCAUCAGUCUGCGCUCCCAGGUCGACACCAGCCAGACUGUACAGAUGGACUUUGUCCAGCUCUCCCAGUCACUGCAGGUGAAGCUGGAGUUAAUUCGGCAGGCUGAGAGUUUUGAACAAGUCAAGGAAAUCCUGGAAGAGGGAGUCAGUGAAGCUGGUUCCCCUCCUGCAGAUGCCUCGUGAGUUAUACAGUCACACUGGAACCAAAGAGCACAGACCAAGAGAAAACAUCCCAAGAGUGACCAAUAAGGGCCAACUAACCAUUGCCACAUGUCGUGACCACUGGGAUUAUCACAGCUGGUGCUGCUAGCACUGGUAACAUUGGAUGGAUACUCCUAAAGAGGCAUUACUCCUUUGUAUGUUUCAGAGAUGAUGGUUUGGUGUCACCGGAACUGUUUCUUAGUGACCAAAGUGAUUUUUGAUGAACCUUGAAUGCUUUGGAGACACAACAUUCCCUUUUUCUUACAUCCAGUAACACGUUUAUUCCUGUAUUAAAACAUAUGUAAAUGUAUUAUGUAGAUAAAACUGACAUGACUCCAGCAAAACACUCGACAGUCCAACACUUUUUUUACACUGUAUCAGUAAUUGAUAUUCAAAUUACACAAUCAAUCCCCAUGCAAACUUUUUCUGUGAAGAAGGACCUCUGAAAGCAAUGGAUAACAGUGCAAUAAUGAAGAGCUAUAAAGUAGAGAAACUCUCCUAAAUUAACUGAACUUCAGAUGGGAUAUUUUAUUAUAUGCAUUAAUUUGCCAUCUUUUUAUUCUAGCCUAGCAUUGUUAACUAUUCCUUUUCUAACUACAACUCAUGAUCGCUUUUAGACAAAUUGAUUUGGAUGAGGACGAGGACACAAGUAAAAAUCGAUGAAGAAAUGUGGAGGUGUAAUAUCUCGUCAGUCUGUUUUGUGUUAAUACAUAUUGAGAAGUAAA
Dicentrarchus labrax (European seabass) is the source of this 2321-nucleotide messenger RNA. It is a transcript of the gene rabep2, whose product is annotated as rabaptin, RAB GTPase binding effector protein 2. NCBI's taxonomy places the organism in Eukaryota, Metazoa, Chordata, Actinopteri, Moronidae. Gene Ontology annotation, cellular component: intracellular membrane-bounded organelle. The transcript is spliced from 12 exons. Gene Ontology annotation, biological process: endocytosis. Bases 163 to 1578 code for a protein of 471 amino acids. The record is from RefSeq and is a predicted model, not a curated record. Gene Ontology annotation, molecular function: GTPase activator activity; growth factor activity.